This is a messenger RNA of Daucus carota subsp. sativus, 1284 nucleotides long. RefSeq lists its product as uncharacterized. Bases 1 to 1284 code for a protein of 427 amino acids. The record is from RefSeq and is a predicted model, not a curated record. NCBI's taxonomy places the organism in Eukaryota, Viridiplantae, Streptophyta, Magnoliopsida, Apiales, Apiaceae. The transcript is spliced from 2 exons.
AUGCUAAUUUGGCUAAACUCUGACUCAAAGAAGAACUUGAGUGCCAAUGUAGACAACUAUGUAUCUGCUGAGAUUCCAGAUCCAUUGAAAGAUCCUGAAGGUUUCAAUGCUGUCAGCAAAUUUAUGAUCCAUGGACCAUGUGGACUGCAGAACCCGAAAUGUGCUUGCAUGAAAAAUUUCAAAUGUACAAAGCAUUUCCCAAAGAAGUAUAAUGCAAGCACCAUAUUUGACCAGUCUGGUUUCCCAAUCUACAAACGUCGGAACACUGGAAUCAAUGUCAAGAAAGGCCAGUUUUUUCUUGACAACAGAUGGGUCGUUCCAUACAACCGAGAUCUGUUAGUCAAGUAUCAGUGUCACAUGAAUGUAGAAAUCUGUUGUCAUGCUAGGAGCUUAAAAUAUUUAUUCAAAUAUUGUUUAAAAGGACAUGAUCGUGCGACGGUUGAAAUUUCUUCUGAGAAUGGGAAUGUAACAAUUGGUGCUGAUCAACCAGUUGAUGAGAUUAAUGCUUAUUUUGAUGGUCGGUAUAUUUGUGCAUGUGAGGCAGCUUAUCGCAUUUUUGGAUAUCCAAUACACUACCGGUCCAUAUCAGUGCAUCGUCUCUCAUUCCACCUGCCUGGUGAACGUACAUGUACUUUUACAGAAAAUGAUACUUUAGAGAAAGUUGCUAGGAGGAAUAGGUACAAACGUUCACCGCUGGAAGCUUUCUUUUUACUAAACCAAAUAGAUCCAUCUGCAAGAAAGUAUACAUAUGAUCAAAUUCCAGAGCAUUACGUAUGGAAUGAAGUAGAUAUGAUAUGGACAAUGAGGAAAAAAGGAAGUCAGAUUGGGAGAUUGCUCUAUACACAUCAUAGUGCUGGUGAGAUUUGGUACCUUCGUCUUUUGCUAACAAAGGUGUGUGGUCCCACCUCCUUCAAUCAUUUGAAGACUGUCAAUGGGAGAUGCUACAAUACCUUCAAAGAAGCAUGUUUAAAUCUUGGUUUAUUGGAUGAUGACAAAGAGUGGCACGAGGUAAUGGAAGAGUGUGCUAAAUCUGGGCUUCCUCCUCAAAUCAGACAGCUCUUUGUCCAUAUUAUUGUUAAUUGUCAAGUGACUGACCUCCUAAAUCUAUGGCAACGACAAUGGAAGUCCAUGGCCGAUGACAUCCUGCUUCAACGUAGGAAUUUAUACGGGGAGGAACCUACAAAUAUUUCGGAGAAGCAGCUGCAAUUCUAUGUUCUCGCAGGUAUUGUACACUACUACUGUCAUGCUAAUGCGCAAUCUCAAUCAAACUCUUGGCCUAUGUAA